AUGCGUUCUCCAACGAUCCGACGACAAGGUCAAUCCAGUCCACGACGCGUAAACACACCUUCUCGAGUGAACGCAACAUUCCUUACCGAAUGUUCGUUUGGGGUCGCGCAUGAUCGUCUCGUCGAAGUGAUUACCGACGUGCAACCAUUUGAGCCGUAUUGGGAAUCAUUGAGCUCAGUGAAUUUAGCUGGGCGUAAACUCGACAGUGUCGCCCGACUCAAAGAGUUCCUUCCGAAGUUGGAUUCAUUAAAUCUCGGCAUUCCGAGUACUGUGCGCACAUUGUCGGUAGCUUCAAAUACGCUUACAAGAUUGACCUCGUUUGGACAUUUGUCGAACCUGGAAAACCUUGAUAUUAGCUAUAAUGAUAUUAAUUCCUUGCAGCAGCUGGAGUGUUUGCGCCAUCUUCGUGAACUCCGUGCGGACGGCAACAAGGUCUCGAGUCUUGAUGGACUUGAGCUUUUUGAUGGUCUCUUGAAGCUCAGUCUAGAAGGCAACCAGCUCCACGAAAUUGACUUGACGGGCAUUCGAUGGUCUCGGCUGGAGCUCCUCAAUCUCAGUAAUAAUCGCCUUGAGAGUGUUCGUGGCCUUCAUGAAGCUCCUUCACUCAUUUCAAUUAACCUGGGUAUGGAGUUUUUUUUGCAAGAUCGUGGUUCUGCGGCCAAUGCUUCGUUUAUGCAGAAGCUCCGGAUACUUCGAUUGAGUGGGAAUAGGUUAAAGCGACUCGACGUGACACGUUUCCCCAAUCUUCGUACCUUGUAUGUCGACAAUAAUUGUUUAGCUGAUGGGAGGGCUUGUCAACGCGGACAGGCGCAGAAGACAACCCGACAGAGAUUGAUCGGCCUUCGACGUCUCUGCAAGCUCGAAAAUUUCAGCGCACGGAACCAAAGCGUUCCUGGCAUGCGAGAUUUGGGUUUCAAUGAUGUGCGAGAUGUCAAGCGAUUGUAUCUCUCCGGGAACCCGUCUCCAAUACCACUCGGAAUAGAUGCUCAAGCAUGCUAUAACCUUGUUUAUCUGGAACUCGCAGCGUGCCGACUUACGACUCUGCCACCCAACUUCUCCUCUAUUAUGCCGAAUAUCCGAGCCCUGAACCUCAAUUAUAACUUCCUCGAGACGGAUGAGAUUGCUCGUGGGCUAGUCGGAUUGAGGCGUCUACGAAAAUUGACGAUCGUUGGCAACCGAAUGACGGGAACGAAGGCACUUGUGAAGGUGCUGAACACAAUGGGACAAAAUAUUGAGAUGCUUGACUUCAGGAUGAACCCGUGUACACUUGUUUGGUACUUGCCUCUAAUUGUGCAAGACAAGGACAAUGGUGCUCUCUUACAACCAUCAGAACCACCAAGGGGCAAGCACCAUUCGCCACACAAUCCGUCACAUUGGGAAGCUUUGGAUGCGCAAUUCCGUCGAGGGCUUCCAGACAAAGCAUAUGCAGGGCGUUUAGCGUAUCGAGGUUUGAUCAUGCGCGCGUGUCCCCAAAUCAAAAUCUUGGAUGGUGUCCGAACAACUGAAAAGGAGCGAAGAAAGGCUGAGGCUCUACUGAAGCGUGUUCUGAAAGAAGCGGGAGUGAAAGGUACAAUACCUCGUGUCCUCGAGGAUCGAUAA
This is a messenger RNA of Fomitiporia mediterranea MF3/22, 1599 nucleotides long. Its product is annotated as L domain-like protein. Bases 1 to 1599 code for a protein of 532 amino acids. The transcript is spliced from 10 exons. NCBI's taxonomy places the organism in Eukaryota, Fungi, Basidiomycota, Agaricomycetes, Hymenochaetales, Hymenochaetaceae. Gene Ontology annotation, molecular function: protein binding. The record is from RefSeq and is a predicted model, not a curated record.